AAUAACACAGCCUCUAUUCAGAGCACAAACUUAGAGCUGCGAGCAGGAGCAGGCUCGGGAUUUAAACAACUCUCAGCAGAUGAGUCUGUUCACGGGUCUCUCUCGGGUUUGUUUUUCAUCCUACUUUUGAUCCAUGAGAGAAAGCCAGGCUCUCUCCUCUGGGCAAGCAAGGCAGCCCUCCCAGGAGCUCUGGCUGCCAGAAGGGGAAUGGUGCUGGCUCUGACUCCCACAGUUCCACUGCCUGCCCAUGUGAUGGGUCCAGCUGGAAAGAGCUUUCUGAUGGCACAGCUGUGAGUGAAUCCAGCACAACAUGUUCAGUGUGGAAGACCUUCUGAUUUCUCAUGGAUACAAAUUGUCAAAAAAUCCCCCUGCUUCAUACGAGAGCAGAUACGAUGGAUACCGGCAUGAAACCACGGGGAGCAGAUCUGCUCAGAGACCAGCACUGAAUGGGAUUGAAGCAGAAUCCAGAGCUGGGGCCUACAGCAAGAGACCUCUGGUGAAAACCAGCUCAAGCAGCACUGAAAGCAGCCAUGGGAGCCAAGGGAGGCAAGCAGGUCCUGGUUACCACCAUGACCUUCAGGGUUUGUCCACUUUUCAUACUUCAGAAGGGGGGGCUUAUGACAGGCCUCAUUUAGCGCGGUCUUCCCAGCCCAAGAGUGAUAAAGAUCUGGCCUACUGGAGAAGACGAGGACAGGACUUCAGUGUGCUACUGGGCUAUUCCCAGAAGGCCAGUGUGGAGAUGAAAGGCCUGGCUGCAUCCCCCGGGGCACCCCGGCACCCCAAGGAGAAUCAGCUGAAGGUGGGCUCGGGUGCAGGGUAUGGCAGAAGAAGCGGCUUGCAGGAAAGCUGUGAAGUGCCCAGCGCCUGCAAAUGGCAAAGUCUGGAAAUAGAGAGCUGGAACCAGCCAAAAAAGGUGGGGAGGCAAAUGUCUGAGGGUGACAGGGAGAAGCUGCUUCAAGAGCUUUAUUCGCUGACCCUGGGAGACAACGUACUCAGCACCCAGAGCAGGGGGAAAUCGCAGUCCUUGCCAAGGGUCCUUUCACCUGAGAGCAUGCGGUGCGUGGAAAUGCCCUCCCUGACCAACAGUAACAACUCACUCAGCGUCACUAAAACCCCCUCCUAUCCCCCAAACAGACUGGGUGUGGAACCUGCCAAGCACCAUGGAACAGGAGGCAAUGUCCUUCCCCUGGUGAAGCCCAAGUAUGGGAGACCUCUCAAGCCUCCAUCCUAUGAACUGAAGCGGCAGACUAGGGCACCUGCAGAAACUGUGGUUUUCCAGGACCACUACCAGAAAGAGGAACCUGUCUCCUACUUAGCCAAAGUCAAUGAGCCAAGGCAAGAUGCUGGCAUUCCAGACCCUGGUUUGGAGCCCCCAGUGUAUGUACCUCCUCCUUCUUACAAAUCCCCACCUCACCAACACGUGACCCCCCAUUCCCCCAGUGAAGUGCCUAAAACCAACCCGUGCGCCAGCAGUGACCCACAGGGUCCUGCAGAGCAGGUUGUCCCCUGCCAACGACCAGCAGUGAAUACUUUUGAAGUGGGGGGUGACCCUUGCAAAGACAACCAUUUUCCUCAUGGGAAGCAAAGCCAUGCAAGGCGCCCUGCUGACCACCUGCGUUCCGUUCAGUACAUUCCCUUUGAUGAUCCUCGGAUACGACACAUUAAAAUUGCACCACUGGAAGGUCUGCAGGGCAACUCUAACCACACUGAAAAUGCAUGUAGUCCCAGUUCUGGUGCUUUGCAAGAGAGAAAUCUUGAAGUACAGUACAACAGUGCCUUUGUGGAUGCAUCAAACUUGUCCAGUUCUGCGAAGGGAGAAAGAACUUCCGACAGCUCCCCACAUAGCAACAGAUGGUUGGCACCAUCCAUCCGAGAUCAGGAAAACUGUGCCUUGCCAGACCAAAGAGACAAUUGUAGAGCAACUAAUCACAGCCCCCGCAACGAAGCCAGCACAGAGUACACGAAAGGCAAACUUUCUGUAAGAAAUUCACAUAUGGACAACACCUGUGAGACUGUUACAAAAGUGAAAAAGUUUGAACCUGGAACUGGGAUGCAGAGCAAAAAGAGUUCAAAGAAAAAAAUGAAUGAAACUAUAUUUUGUUUGGUCUCUAUCCCAGUUAAAUCAGAAUCCAAUCUGCCAGAUACAGAUAGGAACAACAACAUAACUCAGAGCCCUGAUAAGAAUAGGUUUGAUAACAAUGGAGCUUUGCAAGAACAAAGUCUCUUAAGUAUGUCUUCAACAGACUUGGAGUUACAAGCGCUUACAGGAAGCAUGACCAAUAAAAAUGAGUUACAAAAACAAGAGCUGUGGAGACCAGAAGAGUUCAAACAAAUGAAUGACCUCAGAUUUAUUCAGCCUACAAAACACAGAGAGCUCAAAUAUUCUGGCUCCUGGCCAGGUGAUCAGUACAAAGACCAGCAGACACAGACAAGUUUCUCUGAAGAACCUGAGAGCCCAGAAUUUUUCCAUGGUACAAAGCCUGGGAAGCCUGAUAGUAGCAAGCAGCUAUCUCCAAAACUCCCAGGAUGUACAACAUCCACAGUGGGGGCAAAACAGACAGGGUCACCUUCUGAUGAGAGAAGCUGCAGACAGAACAGUUACAGUAUGAAGGGCCAGACUCACCUCAGCCAGUCUAGCAACAGUGCAUUUUCUAGGACUGCCACCUCAGUCCUUAAGUCUCCCUCCCCAAAAGCCCACCAGAGCCAGCCUGUGCCUGUCCAAGAGAGGGAAAAUGGCCUUCUUUCCAAGGGAGAUGUAGUUAAGGGAGAACCAGGUGCUCCCUGCAACAGUACAGAACCAUUUGGGCAGUUUCUGUUGAAACCUGUAAGUCGCCGUCCCUGGGAUGCAAUAAGUGAGCUAGAAAGUUUUAACAAGGAGCUGCAAGGGCAGGAGGAGAGCACAAGCAGUGAAGAAGAUUUGGAAAGUGCUGCAGCUCCUCUGCAGGCAGGUGCCUUUAUGCACAGGAGGGAGUCCAGAAAUGAGAAAUCAAGCCAGGAGCUAAAACAUGGUGGGAAAUCAGAAAUGGUUGUGCCAGAAGUGCCUGUAAUUAGGCCAGGAAGGGUUAAAAGUAAGUCUGAAAGUUGGAGCAUGGGGACAGAGCAUGGUGGCGAGCUAAGAUGUGGUGGCUCUCAAGGCUUCUCAAAGCCAGGAGGGAGCAGUGAAGGAGUCAGGCCAGCAGAUGGAAGACUGAUAGAAAUGGGGAUGGGGGAAGCCAAGAGCAGAACAAGCAAACAGCCAGUUCAUGAGAGCCCUAUCAGAAGAGUUUUGUCCAGUAGCUCAAGUAGUUCAUGUCACAGUAAUCCUUUCAAUAACCCUGUCUUGCAGGAGAUGAGUGAAGACCAAAAUUACCUAGACUUUGUUAAACUGAGCAAAGGUGCAACUCCCACAAAUGAUAGGCUAUUAGAGAGAGGGUCAGGAGUAUGUUUGUCACUAACAAAGAGGAACCAAAGGUGCUCUGAGCCAGAUUUGAGGUCAGUAGGACUUGAUGUGGCCCCAGAACUUGGUGCUAACAACUCUGAUCACUCUUCAGAUGCAAAUGCAGUGGAAAUCCCUGUGAAUGAGUCAUUGCAGGCAAGAGCUGCAAGAAUUUUAGGUAUAGAUAUAGCAGUGGAGUCUCUCCUUCCAGGUGACCAGGUUGGGCCCCACCCAAGCACUAGCCCCUCAAACAGUGCUCAGGACUUUGAGUCAUCAACAAUAGGGAACACAGUAAGUAACAAUGAAGGAAAAAAAGAAGAUUCUUAUGAAGGCAGACGAAAGUGUGGCUGGACAGAGAGUGCUCUCUUUGUCAGAGCGGGAGGGCGAUCUUUACAUCCUGUUGAAAGCCAGGCCACUCUCCAGGAAGCCAAUGCUAAACCACUGGUAACUGAGCAAGUUCUUGAACAACCUGUGAGUCCCAGCCAAGGUGAGGACCAAAACUUGGUUUGCAAGUCAGCUGCCUCUCAGCAUUCAGAAAAGAGAGUGAGGAGCACCUCCAAAGUAAUAGAGACACUCCAAGGCAAGCUCACAUCCCCACCCAGCCGGACUGCCAUGGAUCGCUUGGUGCGCAUGAAGGAAGUUGACUCUGUGUCGCGCAUGAGACGCCUGAGCAUUAAGAGCGCAGACUCGGGAGAGGAGGUGGAUGAAGAGAAGCUGUCGAAGGUACCAGAGGAGAGAGGAAGCAAACUGGCCAGCUCAGGGGCUGUUUCCAAGCGUGUCAUCUCUCUCAGUGAAAAUGGAUGUUUAGGUGGAAUGGACAAGAAGAAGAUCGACAGAGAUUUUUCGUUAGGUAAGACCCUGUUAAUGGGAGAUCCAGAUGGGUACUCGUUUCUUAUGUAAUGGGCAUGAUCAGUUUGCUUAUGCCCACGUAAUGCUGCUCAAAUAGUAACAGGCUGUAGGAGGUACUAUCCUCAUCUGGGAGCCACCCACUUUGCUCUCCUUGUGGAAAAGAUGAGUGUUCUCUGGUCCCAUUUUAGGAAUUGUUACUGUAAAACUCACUUGUGAUACAGAAAUUCAUUCACAGAGACUGGAGUGCUCCCUAAGGUCUUAUCUCUGUCUAAUUGUUUCAGGGAAUGGCCAGGCUCAAACAGUGGAGUUCAAAGACAAUCACUCUAAUGCCAGUGUUUGGGAAUGUGUGGUCAUUUAAUCAUAGCUGUUCCUUGAAUGCCAAUUUUUUUCCUUCUCUAAUACUUAAGUAGACACAUACUAUAUCAUAGUUCAGAAGAAACUAAAAAUAAAAAUCUGAUGGUCUUCUAUGAAGCCUCUGGGAAAUGGCUGCAUAGAGGGGCCUGGAAAUUCUGUCUCUCUCAUGAAUAUUUUCCAGAUCAGAUGUUGAGAAUAACUAUUAACCCCAGGACAAAUGGAAAGUUGACUAUUUCAGUGAACACCUUUUUUUUUUUUUUACUAUUUUUUGGUGUUUCUGAUCUCUCUCUAAAGCAUGUAAACUUGUGUAGUCCAUAUGCAUCCCCAAAGUAACAUGAGCAGUUUCCUCUCUGAAACAGUUUUCAUUUAGCAUUUUUUUAACAACUGAAAAUCAGUUGUUGCUAUAGACCUGUGUAAAGGGAUAAAUCUCCCAGGCCACCUGCCUAGUCCAUUAAAUAAAUUGGAGUGAGCAAACAUAGAGUGUGAAAGCUGUUAAAUUAGUAUUAAUCUCCUCCUUCCUUUUUCCAUCCUUUCUGUUACAGUUGACACUUUGCCUUGAAAUCUGCACAGGUUAUUCAUUUAACCUUAUUGAUAAACAUUUAUUCACAGUUUUCCAGUACAGAGGGACUGAAAUUAAAUUAGGUAUACUUUAAACUGGACUUACACAAUUCCAACUGAAAAGAAAUGCUUGUAUGAGUUCUAAGUAUUGACUCUUGCAGCCUUGAAGCCUUUUUCUCCAUGUCUUUUUCUGUAUGCCACAUCUUUGUCUCUCUCUGCUCUGAACUGUAUUUCUCCAGACCAGAUUUUUCAAACAGACUGAUUCAGCUUUCUUGUACCCAUCAGGUCUGGUCUGCCCCACAUGCAUUUCAUAUGCUUUCCUCCCUUGGGGUUUCUGCUGGAGUGAAGAAAAUAACUGUUGUGGUGACAUGACUUCAGGGAUGUAUCAAAACAGAUUGUGUGCGUUUUAUUGGAGAGUUAUUCUGCAGUAAAUUAGGUCUAAAUUUAUCUCUCUUGCUGACAAUGCCAGGCUUAUAUUCUGCAGUGUGUUCCCACUGCAGCAGCUCCCUCUCAGCCAUAACAGCCCUCCCCAUGUUUGGAUGGCAUGAAUGUCCCUUCCUGCUGUGCAUGUCCAGGGUGACACACAUGGGGUGGGCAGGUGGCUUCUGGCCUCUUCCCAUCCAAAGAGACCCUGAUUUGUUGCUGGCCCCAAAAGCUUCACCUUACAGGGUGACUGUAAAUUCAUAUUUGUAAGAAGGCCUGAUGUUGUGUCUUCUUCUUUUAAAUUUCACUCCAAUUUUCACAAUAGCUUAUUGGUACCAUUGAAAGCCCAAAUGAGAAUUAAUCCUGAAAAAUCAUUGUAUUUGAUGUUUUCAAAGAGCAGAUAUUCCAUUCUAAAAGGCCACUCUAUUUGGAGCAAGGUAGGGUGAUGUUAGACUUAUAAUUGCAGACUGGGCCUGUCACAGAGGCUGCAGCCCUUAGCAGAAACAGGCUUUCACAUGUAUAAUGUAGCUUGGCAGACGAACAGUCAUCUCAGAGCAAGAGCCCUGCCAAAACUGAGUGCAAGCUCAUCUUACUAUGCAAAUACUGCCAUUAGGAGAACAUCUCUAAAUGUUCCCAAAUGCAUUGGAUGUCUUUUCUCCUUUGCUGUUUGGAGACAUGAGUCUGCUAAUCUGGCUUUGUUUCUGUAGAGAGCAUUUCAAAUGAGCUUAACCAAAUGUUGAAUAAGCAUUUCUAGAUCAGUGCUAGAACUCCAAUGUCUGUCCCCCUCAAAAGGGUGACCUGGCCUGUCAGUCUGGCACUUUUGUGUCCUUGGUUUAGGUGCUGAGGGCAUGGGUAAACUUUCAGGGAAUAUACUGAGCCAUGCAGAGGCUCCAUGUCUUGUGGCCUGGCUUUCUCCCUUCCUCCCCACCCCUGUCUUGCCACUCCCUGAAACAGUGAGCACCUGAAAUUUUGUGGGGAAUUCUGUUAAUGUGAAUGUGUCUGGCCUUAGGAAAAUCAGGUUUCUGAAAUGCAAAUCCAUUUUUAUUCUUAGGUCAACCUGUCACAGAACACUUCAGAAUUUUAUGUUUUAACAGUUUAGAUGGCAAAAUAUUUAUGAUUUAAAAAAAUGUUACGGCUUUAGAGGCAUCUUCAUACACCAUCAGUGCAUUAAGCUUAAAAAGAUGCAGCAUUAUCCUAGAGAACACUAGCCCUCAAAAACUUUAUUUCUAUUGUUUUUUUGCAUUCACGUGGUGUCUGUUUGGAAAUACCAGAAAAGGCAUAGCAGAAAUCAGAGGUGUUGCUGGCACAGACUCGUUUCUUGGCUGGACUAGCAGCUCCAGGAGGGUGGGCAAGAGAAGUGAUAAAAGAUUCUGCAACACAAAUCCACCCACUGGGGCCAAAUCCAGAAAUCCUUUCUUAGCCAGUUCCCCCUUGACGUGAGUGUGGAUGUAGCAGAUGGACACUUGCACAUGGGAGCAAAAAUUUCCCUGGAGGAUUUUUAUGCUUUUUAUGUUUGAAUGAAGACCUUCACUCACAUCAACACAAAAGUCCCGAGGAUGAAUGUUUUACUCCAAAGUGUGAUAUUUGUGUGUGGAAUUAUUUUCAUGCUCAGCUGUUUAAAUGUGAGUGCAGUGGGAGUACAGCCUACGGGAGGGACGUUUAAGGUUAGCGCAGAUUCCCAGGUUGUGUAAGAGCAGAAGCAGCACGCGGCAGCACGGCUGCAGUGCCGGUUUGUCCGGGCCCUCUGUGCCUGCAGACUCCUCCCUAGGUAGCCCUGGCUCCUACAUGCCAUGACCGUGCACAUCAAGGGCAAGCCAGGUGUCUGCAUGAUGGCACUGGGCAGGCAGAGCUCACAGGGCAAAGCCUUUUUGUUGCAAUCCUGUCCCAGAGUGACAAGGGUGAAGGAAAAGGCUCAUGUCUGCUUACUACGUGGCCAGCAGUGGGAUAAAUCCAAUUAAGAAAUCUCAUAGACGAGUGUCCUCAGGGAUUUGGGAAAAGGAAAACCAGCCUAUGGUAUAUCCUGUGAACUGGCAGGAGGGAGGCUGGAAGUGAAGAAGAGUGUUGGCAAGCCAUUUCAGUGCUUUGGUGAAGAAGGCUGAAACAUGAGCUGCAGUUUUGCAGACUGAAGCAAGACAGACUAACCAUAGUGAUGCAAUGCAGCUGUGCUUUUCUGUUUUCUGUUGAAUUAAUCUGAAAUGAAGGAUUUGCAAUCAAAUGAAAAGACUCUGAUGACUGCAUGGCACAAUCACUCCUUCAGUCUGCCUUACACACCCUGCUAGGAUGCUUAAAGCAUUUACUAGUCCUUAGUGUUCAGUACAAGGGGGAGAAAAUGGUAUGUCUUUUUCUUCCUGUCAAAGCACCUGAAAACUGGAAGCAAUCACUUAGCAUUCAGUUUGCUUGUUCCUACCUACCCAAGGCCUUCCCAAAUUCUGUCUUCAUGCAUUUGGUCAGAGUUGUUCCUGAAUUAUAGUGGUAAAAGCACAGAAUUUGGGUCAGGAAUGUGAUAUGUAUCUUUAAUGCAGCAAGCUUUAUCAGCUCUCUUUUUUUAAAUAAAAGCUAGGGAAAAGAUGUGUCAUUUUCACAGCCAGAAAUAUUGAAUAGAUUUCACAAUACAUUAUUAAUAGUGUUUUCUUGGUUUUU
Molecule: messenger RNA, 8239 nt
Organism: Zonotrichia albicollis (white-throated sparrow)
Lineage: Eukaryota; Metazoa; Chordata; Aves; Passeriformes; Passerellidae
Gene: JCAD
Product: junctional cadherin 5 associated
Biological process (GO): positive regulation of blood vessel endothelial cell proliferation involved in sprouting angiogenesis
Cellular component (GO): ruffle membrane; adherens junction
Source: RefSeq, a predicted model, not a curated record